AUGCGUUGGUUGCAAAGUCCAUUGUGCGCAGGCAUUUUCGCAGCCCCUCCGUGCAGAACUUGCAGUAAAGCCCGCAACAUCCCUCUUGCGCAAGGGGUUCGAAAGGGUAACUUUUGCAAACUCCCUCGACCACUUAGGUCAGAUCAGUUCCCUGAAGGUCUUCCGGGCCUUACCACGCUUGAACGCAUUAAGGUCAGUCAAGCAAACAAGCUGUUCGACUUUUUGGCCACUGUGAUCUUAAACUGUCUUGAGCGUGAGCAAAUUGUUGCCGUCGAAAACCCCAGAGGCAGUUUCUUCUGGAAGACACGUUUUUGGAAAACAGUUUCACAGCAUUUCCGCUAUCAAGCACAUCAAGCAUGUGGUUAUGGAAGUUCUCGCCCCAAAUGGACCGUCAUAGCUUACAACCACUCCGCUUUUGCUAAGAUUUCACGAACUUGUCCAGGAGAAUCUAGGGCCCACGUGCACGAGCCCUGGGGCCUUGUACAACAUGGCCCGGCACAGGGCAACUUUGCGACCGCUUUAGAGACAGCCUAUCCGCCUGCUCUGGCUCUUCACAUUGCCAUUGCCUUCGUUGAAGCCAUGAAGCAUCGAGGAUGGUCUCCUGGUUACACACCAUACGAACCUCAUCAGUUAAUUGAAAACUCAGUGUUGCUUCGUUCAAUCACUGGGCAUCAACCUCGGGCUUCAAAAGCACCUGCCUUGGUUCCAGAAUUUGCUUCGUGUCUCAUGGUGCGUUCGCGCCAUCCAAUCCCAGCACCAUGUCCAAUCAUGACGAAGCUCACCAAACCCUGGGCCGUGCCGCCUUUCGCGCAGUGUGCUCUGCCCGAAGUUCCCAUUCAUUCCAAACUUCUCCGCGCCACACCAAUUCGGUUAAUCGGGGGGGAUGGGGAUGACUAUGAGAAAGAUAAGAUGCUCUAUGUUUUUGAGCUAGCCUGGGGCGUGCCGCAUGAACCAGAGAAAUUUGUGCAAGAAGCGGUAACAGCAGGUCACCCAUCUCAAUAUGAAUCCUUUUUGCCGAAGAUUCUCCAUCAAGCCCUUGAAGCGCACAAAGCCCUGAGCGACGCUGAGCUAGUUAAGUUAAGAUUGAAGUGGGUUAAGAAAUGGACUGAAAGAUCCCAGACUCUAGAGCUCAGAGCCUCGGAAAGAGACCUUAAAGCUAGCCUCCCGCAACAUGCAAAGACCAUCCUAAAGGAUAAGAAGAUUGCCUUGUGGAAGGAAAUGCUCGAAGAUCUUCAGUACGAAGAUAUGGGAGUAGUGGAUGAGUUGGUAGAGGGCACAAAACUCCUAGGUGAAGUUCCGCUAACCAAUGUUUUUCCGCAGCACUUCAAGCCCGCAGAGUUUUCAGUAGAAGACGCAAAACAGGAGUCUCAGACCCUAAGAGAAGUUGUUCUUAAAAAGACUAGAUCCUCAGGAGAUAGAGACUUGGAUGCAGAGGUCUUUGAGAAAACCAUAGAGGAAGUGAGUAAAGGUUGGCUGGCGGGGCCCAUGGAGCUUAGCUCCCUUCCAGAGCCCUCUCUGAUAGGUCGACGAUUCGGCUUGAAGCAAGGUCCAAAAACCCGCUUGAUCGAUGACUUGACUGUAGGAGGCCAGAAUGGAACGGUCCAGAGCAAUGAAUCGCCCAAGCCCCAAGGACCAGAUGUCAUUGCUGCAAUAUUAAUAGGCCUCAUGAAAGUGCUACCGGGUGAAUCCGUGGAAGGCCGUGCUUACGACCUCAAGUCGGCGUAUAAACAGCUGGCAAUUUGUGAAAGUGAUCUAUGGGCAGCCUUUGUUUCCUGCUUUAACCCCAAGACCAAGUCACCUUCCAUCUUUCAAUUAAAGGCGGUCCCGUUUGGAGCAACGAGAGCUGUCUAUUCGUUCUUAAGGGUGGUAAGGUCAAUAUGGUAUAUCGGUGUAGUGGGGCUGAAGCUACCUUGGUCCUGCUUCUUCGACGACUUUGUGGUCUUCUCUAAGCAAGGCAUGGUUAAAUCCACUGACGCUGCAGUCACCGCCUUGUUCCGUUUGAUUGGCUGGAAAUUUGCCGAAGAAGGCGAAAAGUGUCAGCAGUUCUCAUCCGAGGUGUCAGCGCUAGGCAUAAAAGUUUGUUUAAAAGACUUUAGCAGAGGCAAGGUAUACUUCGACAACACAGAAAAGCGCAAGCAAGACUUGUCAGACUUAAUCCAAGAGACCUUGAAGUCCAAAAAUGUGACGCAGAAAGAAGGUCAGGUGUUGAGGGGCAAGCUACAAUUUGCAGACUCUCAGGUGUAUGGUCGGUUGAGUAAGUUGUGCCUAGCUGAAGUUUCAAAACUUUGCGCCAGUGGUGGCAAAGCCCUGGACGGGCAAGCAGAAAUGGCCCUCAAAAGGUUUUUGGGUUUCCUGAGCUCCGGAAAGCCUAGAGUCUUGUCGUGUCAUACAGAUAGACCAUUCUUCUUGUUUACUGAUGCAUGCUUUGAACCCACUAGCCCAUUCUGGGCAUGCGGAUUGGGGGGCGUCUUGGUGAAUGACCAAGGCAUUCUGUUAGAGUUCUUUUCAUGCUCUUUAUCGGACGAGGAGAUGAAAAAACUUGGAAGUGAAUCCAAGAAGAGCAUCAUAUUCGAAGCUGAGCUUCUUGCCUUGAUCGUUGCAAUGUACCGCUGGUCGAGCGUGUUGAAAUCAGCUUCGUGCGUGUGCUAUAUUGAUAACAAUGCGGUGAGGGACGUAGCAAUAAGCGGACGAGCAAGGAAUGCAGCAGGUAUACAUCUUCUCGAGAGACUUUUGCAAGUCGAAAUGAGAUUGGGUGUGAAUGCUUGGUUCUGUAGAGUAGCCAGUGAGUCCAACAUAGCAGACUAUCCGUCCAGAAAUGAUCUAAGACUCUUCAAUGCGGUUCGACAAGUUGAGGUAAAACCGCUGAUAAGGCAGAUCUUAAAAGGUUUCGGAUAA
Durusdinium trenchii is the source of this 2895-nucleotide messenger RNA. NCBI's taxonomy places the organism in Eukaryota, Dinophyceae, Suessiales, Symbiodiniaceae. The record is from the annotation of a GenBank genome assembly.